Poeciliopsis prolifica (blackstripe livebearer) is the source of this 4287-nucleotide messenger RNA. RefSeq names its product ISL LIM homeobox 1a (gene isl1a). Gene Ontology annotation, molecular function: cis-regulatory region sequence-specific DNA binding; DNA-binding transcription factor activity, RNA polymerase II-specific. The transcript is spliced from 6 exons. Gene Ontology annotation, biological process: positive regulation of transcription by RNA polymerase II; neuron fate specification; axonogenesis. Gene Ontology annotation, cellular component: nucleus. The record is from RefSeq and is a predicted model, not a curated record. NCBI's taxonomy places the organism in Eukaryota, Metazoa, Chordata, Actinopteri, Cyprinodontiformes, Poeciliidae. The coding region runs from base 161 to 1210 and encodes 349 amino acids.
CACACACACGCACACACACGCACCGGUGGGAACCAUACACACACUUCGUCGCUGAGGCUGGACACCAACGCUCCCGGCCCGGUAACGGAGCACAAAUCCAGGCUUCCAGGCGCCGCAGCCCGCUGUGAAAGUGGACUUUUCAUCGCCUUUCUUUUUCGAUAUGGGAGACAUGGGGGAUCCUCCGAAAAAGAAGCGACUGGUGUCUCUUUGCGUGGGCUGCGGGAACCAGAUCCACGACCAGUACAUCUUACGGGUAUCUCCGGACCUGGAGUGGCAUGCCGCUUGUCUCAAGUGCGCGGAGUGCAGUCAGUACCUGGACGAAUCAUGCACUUGCUUCGUCAGGGAUGGAAAGACUUAUUGUAAACGGGACUACAUCAGGUUAUACGGGAUUAAAUGCGCUAAAUGCAAUAUCGGAUUCAGCAAGAAUGACUUCGUCAUGAGGGCUCGCUCCAAAGUCUACCACAUCGAGUGUUUCCGCUGCGUGGCCUGCAGCAGGCAGCUUAUCCCGGGAGAUGAGUUCGCUCUGCGGGAAGACGGGUUGUUCUGCCGCGCUGACCAUGAUGUGGUGGAACGGGCCAGCCUCGGCAGUGGAGAUCCGCUCAGUCCCCUGCAUCCGGCCAGACCACUGCAGAUGGCAGCAGAGCCUAUCUCAGCGCGGCAGCCUGCACUCAGACCCCACGUCCACAAACAGCCAGAGAAGACCACCCGGGUCCGGACGGUGCUGAACGAGAAGCAGCUGCAUACGCUGCGGACCUGUUACAACGCAAACCCGAGGCCCGACGCACUGAUGAAGGAGCAACUGGUCGAGAUGACCGGCCUCAGCCCGCGAGUGAUCCGCGUCUGGUUCCAGAAUAAGCGGUGCAAGGACAAGAAGAAAAGCCUCCUGAUGAAGCAACUGCAACAGCAACAACCCAACGACAAGACGAACAUCCAGGGAAUGACGGGCACCCCGAUGGUGGCGGCCAGCCCGGAGCGACACGACGGCGGCAUCCAGGCCAACCCGGUGGAGGUGCAGAGCUACCAGCCGCCCUGGAAGGUCCUCAGCGACUUCGCCCUGCAAAGCGACAUCGACCAGCCGGCCUUCCAACAACUGGUCAGCUUCUCAGAGGGAGGACCAGGUUCCAACUCGACAGGCAGCGAGGUAGCAUCCAUGUCCUCCCAGCUUCCCGACACGCCGAACAGCAUGGUCUCCAGCCCCAUCGAGGCCUGAGGACUGCGGGACACACAGCCCGACCAUCCCACUCCUCCUGACUGGCUGUACUUUGACACUGUGAAGACAAUCAUGGGAUUUACUCCGGCCAACCAUCCUAACUUUAACUCGGAGCGCAGACGGACGGGCGGACAUGAUGAGCGGUGCUGCCUGCUUUCAGUUGCCAAAAGGAGAAGAGAAAAGGAAGCGGACCUCUGACAGGGAGCGCAAUCUAAUUCACGUAGGCCUACUUUCGAUAUGUUGAGCAUUGAAUAGAAAACGGUGGUAUUUUUAACCCGCUUCAUGCACACCAUAUAGGCUAAGAAAUCGUUUGGAUCCGUCUGAUUCCUUCAUUUGACUGACAUCCUUUCUGCCCCGAGGCCUGAGGCAUUUUAAACAAGGUAUACCUCUAGUUUGCCACAAACGUUGUGGGACAUUUGUGCGUUAGCCUAUAGUGUCCGUCCAAUUAUAGGCUAUUUUUUCUUUCCCAAAGACAUGUAAAUUAUUCAGUUAGUUCUCUGCAAGAAACUGUAUUGUUGUUUCCCGUGCAACAGAAUUAUUUAUUAUUUAUUGCCGAUAAAUUUGCCACCUUUUGUGUAACUUUCGUAACUGAAGUAAAAAGAAACAAAAAGAAAUAUGCAGUUUGGUGUUUGGACUUUAGUUUACAUUUUAGUUUUUUCUUUCAUAUAUUUAAUAUCAAUGACAAAAAGAAGAUUUUUUUACUGAGUUUUCUACGUAGCCUAUACUAAGGAAAGUGUCUUAUUAUCAGGUGUUGACGAGAGAACGAAAACGAUCUUGCAUUUUUUUUCUUACCACAAUUUCGAAAUUUUGUUCUACAGCACAACACGUUCUUUUUCAUAAACUUUCUAUCAUAAACUUUCUAUCAUAGACUUUCUAUCAUAGACUUUCUAUCCUCACGCCUUUCAGAGUGAAGUGUUCUGAGGCCUGCGGUUCUGAUUUGACCGAGUUCACAUCAGCCCAAUAGUUCUCCGAUGUUUUAUACCAAGGAUUAGCCUCGUUUUUGUCACCUAAAAUAAUAGUAUAAAAUAAAAUGAUAAAAAAAAAGACAGGCAGAAAAUGCAGCACUAUAUGGAGAGCCACUAUUUUAUUAACAUUUUAACCUUUUUACUACUUAAAGAAAAUUAAUGUGCGCAAGCAAGAAAUGCAAGUCUAAAAACGGUCUAUGGUAAAAAAAAAAAAAAAAAAAAAAAAAAAAAACAAAACAAAAAAACACAAGACUAAUUUAUUAUGUGUCCUUUAUUUUUAUGUCCCUGACAAGGUUUUCAUUCUUAUCUGAUUAAUCAGUGUAAGAGCUGAUUAAUGAGCUUCCAGCAUUUCUGCUCAACAGUUAGAAAUAGUUAGUAAAGGUGGAGGAAGCGACGGAGCGUCAUGACUUGUAAGUCCAGCUCUGUUACUCUGUUUAAUGUUGAUUUGAACAUUUCCUUGCUGAGCUUUGAUCUGCACUCAGAUGAAUGCCAGAAGCUACAAAGCCACCUGAUUUCAUUUAUUCAUCUUUGUUUUCAGAUUUGAUCACAAUUAUAAUUAGUUUCUAUAAAAUCUCUAAUGUGGUGUUGUUAAAAACAUGCACAACAUUUAACUCUUUAGUUAAAUCAAGAAAUUGGUUAUAUAACCACAUAAUGCUGCAUAUUUAAGAGAUAUUUUGUUUCCUUUUGUGGAUGUUAACACAGUUUGUGAAAGCUUGGAAGAAAAAUGAAGAGCAGAUCAUGCAGAAAUCCAUAAACAGAGACACCAAGUUGUUUCAGUAAUUAUUCAUCUGGUCAAAUAUCUAUGUUAGGACAGAAUCUUUUCAUUUAGCCAUUAAAAUUCACUUUACUUCACCAACACAUCACCUCAGAGAAUGUUUUUUUGCACCGCAAAGUUAGUUUCACCUGAGCUGUCUGAAUCUUUGUGCAAAGGGCAUAACUGUGAUUGUGGAAAAAAAUAUAUUUUAGUAUGAAAAAAAAGAAAUAUCUGUGCCAAUAUUGUAUGACAUCAUCACUGUCUCCUCGUGAAAUGUCGUUUUGUCUUUGGUGAAACUUGCUAAGUUGAGCUUGAUAAUUCAGAUGGCCACCAGAGGUUGCUUUUUGAGCAGAUACAAACAUAAGAUCAAACAACUCCACAGGGACCUGAACUAUGAAGAAGGGCUUUCAGGGGUUACCUCAGAUUGAACUCCAGGCCUGAAUACGAUGCCAUGGUGUUUUACAGCACACCUAUCCUGCAGCGGAGCACCUUAUGCUGGAGACCAGAUAUCACCAGCUAUAAAAAGAACGCCUAUUCGUCAAUCAAUGUUCUUGAAAACUGAGUGGUGAUGGGAGAAAAAAAAAAGAAACUGUGUGUUAUCAGUGAGGAUUUGCAGACCUGGGGGGAUAAGGAAUGAGGGCUGCUGCUGGGAGAAUCUGCUUUGAAGCAUAUAAGACUUAGACUUAUCUGUUUUUCAGUUAACUCAGUUGUAUAUAGUACUCCUGUAGUUUAGUGCAAUCUUUAAUUUAUUUAUUUAUUGAAAAUGAUACUACAUAAAAAUCUCCUAUAUUCAACAUACUGUGGACGAGAAAAAAAAAACAAGCAAAUACCAUAAAAUCGACAAAAAUAGUAAAGCUCAAAUGUAGCAAAUUAUAUUAUAUUGAUAUACAACUAUUGUACAGUUAAAAAAGCAAGGAAAGAGAAAUUAAUAUUAAAUAUGUCCAGUUGCUAUUGUUUAUGUCAUGAAUGGAAUCACACCAAAACUGAUGUUGCAGGUAAACAUGGGAAAACGGUGGUGGUGGUGGUGGAGGGAUUUUGUCAUUUUGGUUGAGCACAUUAUAUUCUUUAUAAUUGUCAGACACUUACAACGUUUGUAAAAGGUCAGAGUGAGCAGAAGGAAGGAGUCAGAAACCAGCAGGUCUGACUGUGGAAACCUGGAUCUGAAGCGUCUAUAUAAACUGCAACUGUUAAAGGCAAAACGUCUUGUGACCGACGCCUCUGCUGAACAUGCAGAUUAUAGUUUUGAGCAAAUUUUUAAAUGUUGCAUUUCAUCCCAGCAAAUGAGGUAUACGCUAGCCAUUGCAACAAUGUCUACAAACCUCAGGCUGUUUAUGGCUGAAUUAAAGUCUGUAAAACAA